UGCGGCCAACCUUUAAAUUUUUGUUUUGCAAUUGAUUGGGCCGUUGGAAAAUGUUUGGGAGCAAAUCGGAAAUGAUGGGGAUUGACGUGUGUGAAUUUGGGGGCCAGCUGUUGGAACUUAUGUGGCUUUCCGUGUGCUAUAGAGACAAAAUGGCCGACAGAAACGAAAUUAAAGCUGUUGACGAUGAAAUCGAGGAUGAGACCGACCUGAAUUAUAAGGCGCCAGAGAAGAAAAGCCUGCAGGAGAUCCAGGAGCUGGACAAAGAUGACGAAAGCUUGAUCAAAUACAAACAGGCUUUGCUGGGAAAGUUGCCGGCUACAGUGGAUCCCAAGGUCCCCAACGUGCAAGUAGUUAGCAUGGAGUUGAUAUGCACUGAGGCUCCGUCACCCAUCAAAAUGGAUUUAUCAGGCAGUGUAGGGACAUUGAAAGAUCACAGCUAUGUACUGAAGGAAGGUUCGAGUUACAAGGUUAAAAUCACAUUUAAGGUGAACAAGGAAAUAGUAUCCGGGCUGAGAUAUGUACAACAUACAUUCAAGGCAGGAAUUAAAAUUGACAAGGAGACGCACAUGGUCGGCAGUUACGGACCUCGGGCCGACGAAGCGUACGAAUUCCUAACGCCAGCCGAGGAGGCUCCGAAGGGAAUGCUUGCCCGCGGGUCGUACACCAUCAAGUCCUGGUUUACAGAUGACGACAAAACCGAGCACUUGUUCUGGGAGUGGAAAUUGUGUAUAAAAAAAGAAUGGAAGGACUAGAUCGGGGGUAACACCCAAAAAAACCACCACAACUCCACAUUGUUAUCUUAAUUAGGGGAAUAUAAUGAUUCUGCAUAUUAAAAUUGUACAAGAUUUAUUAUGGUUUCUACAUCUGUUUUCUAAUUGUUUUCUUGUAGUUUCUAAGGGGAAAAAAACAAACAAUAUACAAACAUGUAAAGACAUUAUUUAAUAAAGAGAAAUCUUAAA
Messenger RNA from Nanorana parkeri, 959 nucleotides. RefSeq names its product rho GDP-dissociation inhibitor 1-like. Gene Ontology annotation, cellular component: cytosol; membrane; cytoplasm. Gene Ontology annotation, biological process: Rho protein signal transduction. The coding region runs from base 51 to 752 and encodes 233 amino acids. Gene Ontology annotation, molecular function: Rho GDP-dissociation inhibitor activity; protein binding. The record is from RefSeq and is a predicted model, not a curated record. NCBI's taxonomy places the organism in Eukaryota, Metazoa, Chordata, Amphibia, Anura, Dicroglossidae. The transcript is spliced from 6 exons.